Messenger RNA from Scleropages formosus (Asian bonytongue), 3112 nucleotides. RefSeq names its product tricarboxylate transport protein, mitochondrial. The transcript has 9 exons. Gene Ontology annotation, biological process: mitochondrial citrate transmembrane transport. NCBI's taxonomy places the organism in Eukaryota, Metazoa, Chordata, Actinopteri, Osteoglossiformes, Osteoglossidae. Gene Ontology annotation, cellular component: mitochondrion. Gene Ontology annotation, molecular function: citrate secondary active transmembrane transporter activity. Bases 178 to 1089 code for a protein of 303 amino acids. The record is from RefSeq and is a predicted model, not a curated record.
AAAAAACGCCGGCGGUUCGGUGCGGAGUGACGCGGAUCGUCCCGCGCGCGCUCGUCGUUCCACCUUAAAUCGGCGCUCGGCCACGUGACGCUCGCUGGAGGGGCGGAACCCCUCAAGAAGAGCAGCUGGAGAGCGGCGGAGCGGCACCGUCCGUCCGUCCGUUCGCGCUCGGCCAGGAUGUCGGCGGGACCCCGAAGCGCCGCCGCCGCCACCAAGUUGACUCACCCGGGAAAAGCGAUCCUCGCAGGUGGCAUCGCAGGAGGAAUUGAGAUCUGCAUCACUUUCCCCACAGAGUACGUCAAGACUCGGCUGCAGCUGGACGAGAAGGCCAAUCCUCCACGCUACAGCGGCAUCGCGGACUGUGUGAAGCAGACUGUGCAGAGCCAUGGGCCGAAGGGCCUUUACCGCGGUCUCAGCUCGCUGCUGUACGGCUCCAUCCCCAAGUCUGCAGUCAGGUUCGGGAUGUUUGAGUUCCUCAGCAACAAGAUGCGGGACGAGUCCGGCAAACUGGACAGCACGCGGGGGCUCGUCUGCGGCCUGGGGGCCGGCGUGGCCGAGGCCGUUGCUGUUGUGUGCCCCAUGGAGACCGUGAAGGUCAAGUUUAUCCAUGACCAGACCUCCGCCAAUCCCAAGUACAGAGGCUUUUUCCAUGGAGUCAGAGAAAUUGUCCGCAGUCAAGGGCUCCGGGGAACAUACCAGGGCCUGACGGCAACUGUGCUGAAACAGGGCUCCAAUCAGGCGAUCCGCUUCUUUGUCAUGACCUCCCUGAAGAACUGGUACAAAGGUGACAAUCCCAACAGGACCAUGAACCCGGUGGUUACGGGAGUGUUCGGGGCAAUAGCUGGGGCUGCCAGCGUAUUUGGCAACACCCCCCUGGAUGUCAUCAAGACCAGAAUGCAGGGCCUGGAGGCGCACAAGUACAAAAGCACCGUUGACUGCGCCAUUCAGAUCAUGAAUCACGAGGGCGUCGCCGCGUUCUACAAGGGGACAGUACCACGUUUAGGCCGUGUGUGCCUUGAUGUUGCCAUUGUGUUCAUCAUCUAUGAGGAGGUGGUGAAAGUGUUAAACAAGGUGUGGAAAACAGAGUGAGGAACCAGUGGGUAAGAAUGGAGCCCUGGGCAGAGGCUCUUAUAGGAGCUCCGUGCUGGAGGAUCACGUUCGGCUAAUUCCAGCAUCACUGGGUGUCCACUAUGUGCUUCUGGUGAGCCCCUGUUGCCACACACACACACACAGAGUAUUAACAGAGUAUUGAUGUGUCUGAUUUUAAUGACAACAUUUCAAUUUCCACAUUGAGGUGCUGACAUGUCUCCAUUCUUUACCGCUUGUCUUUUUUUCCUCUUCAGAACCAGCAGCAUGUUUAACAUUUUCCAUUUUUCUAUGUUUCACAGCCAGCCCAUAAAUCUGUACUUUCUAGAAAAAUUUUAAUAGAACAAAAUAAUCAGUUAUUUACAGUACAAACAUGACAUGUACUUGUGAUGAGUAAGACUUUAAUCCACCAUUGCCAAUAUAUAACUUGUUAUAGUGUCAAAUGAGCAGUUUGCUACUGUCUCACUGAGAAAUCACCAUUGGUAAACCCAUCGAUGAGGGAAUUACUGAAUGUGCCACUUUUUACCACUUUCACUGCAAACUAUUUACACACUGUAGGGGGCGAUUAGCUUCACUGUAUAAUAAUGUCUAAGUCAGAGACCAGUUCAUAAUAUUUAAUAGUUGGAUUUCUAUUGCAUUUUCUAAGCUGGUUUACAGCCAGACUGAAUAUGGUGUCAUUUGCAUGAUCUUCAUUUUCAACACUGAGACCUUUGUUUUUACUUUUACACCAAAAUAUAGAACAUACUUUCCUGUGAUACACUCUGGUUCUUCUCUUACUGCUUUUAGUUUCUAUAUUCGUCACACCUUGACUUACAUGUAUAGUAUUAUGUGUAGUAUUUAUUUUUCAGAAAAUAUACAUUUGGAUCUGUCCUCUACCUCCGAAUGCCUUCCUAUGUCUUAACCCCUGACAGGAGAGCGUGGUGUCAGCGGUGUGACUCAGUGCCGCCAUCAUUACUUUCUCAUGCUGUGUGUACCACCGGUAGCUUUGACACAACCACAUGUUUUACACUUCGCAUGCAUAUUUGUGGGUGCAAGGAUAUAAUAUGUAACACCAGACAAAUGGACAUUUAUGGACUCAGUCAUGAUUUAUUUAUGCAGUAAUCACCGCCUACCGUUAGCUUCAGAGACCAAUGCCGACUGUAGCUAAAACACACCUCAACAAGUUUUAAAAGAACAAAAGUGAUAUGUGGGAGCUUUUCGCUUGAUUAUUAUGCUGUCAUUUUCAUAAUUUAUAUAAUUUGUAUUUAUAAUUGCGCUGUAUGUACUUCUGCCUUCAGUGUUUACAGUAAUGUUAUGUCUGUGGGAAGGAUGUGCUUUUGCCUGCAUGCCUUAAAGAGAUCCAUAGAUCCAUGUUUUUCAUGGGAGUCACGUGUACAACCGAUCACAUGAACAGCGGACGCAAGACAUGCUUCUGACAUUCCAAGCAGAGUGAAAUGCGCAACAAGACUGCAGCACCGGAGAACUGAGUGCGUCUGUCGAGUCCCUCGCCGCAUCUCCCAAACAUUUUGUACACCCCGGUACCACAGGCAAGAAACUCCAGGCAGUGGGAAAACGGAGGUACGGAAGUGCUUAUUUCCAAAAGAAAAGAUGUUAAGUGUUAUGUGCUGCUGCUGCUGUCUGAACUGCAAACCAACCGCCAGUGAAAUUGAAGCGCAGUUCCAGUUUCCAUGUGCCAUGCGAGUUGUGUACUUCAGACACGCCAACUCUCAUCUGUCUUUCUGAUCAUGUCUUAUUACUUCAGCUGUGUGUAGAUGUUCACUGUUCCUCUACUUUUUGUGCCAUUGAUAGUAUGAACCUCGGAGUGCUGUGUUGGUGCGCUUUUGUGCCUUGAAUGUCGUGUCAGCAGAUGAACUUGUCAGAUUUGUGAGCCAUGUAUCGUUCGUGUGAGCGUGUUUACUGUGUGUAUGUGGCUGUACUCCUGUUUUUGGUACAGUAGAACGUGCCACCUUUACUAAUGUGCCUCUGUUUCAGUUCACGGUAUAUUUAUGAAUAUUAAUGUCACGUAUACUCCUAAUAAAUUAUGUUA